Molecule: messenger RNA, 366 nt
Organism: Colletotrichum truncatum
Lineage: Eukaryota; Fungi; Ascomycota; Sordariomycetes; Glomerellales; Glomerellaceae
Source: RefSeq, a predicted model, not a curated record
AUGAGAAGUCGCCCGGUCUGUUUAAUCGCUCACUGCAAGAAUGAAUGUGUCAAACCAUUUCCAGUGAUCCCCAUUCGUGAGGGAAAUAAUUGGUUCCCUCGGUCGUCUCCCACUUCGGGCUUAUUCUGGGCUCCUUUCACCCAUAUCCACCACUAUUGCCUGGCCCAGACUUGUCACCAACCUCAACCUGCCCCUCUAUCAAGCUCCAGUGCGGGGCUGGUGGAUGGACCAGUCCAGGGUUCAACAUGCUGGAUGAGCGCAUGCCGUGCGCACCACAGCAAAAAGGAGCUUUUUGGUGAGCGCGGCUCCGCGGCCUUUGGAGGGGUCAUCCAGGUUUCGUUGAUAGACGCGGACGUCCUACAUUAA